This is a messenger RNA of Cydia splendana, 5434 nucleotides long. RefSeq names its product integrin beta-6-like. Gene Ontology annotation, biological process: cell adhesion mediated by integrin; cell-matrix adhesion; integrin-mediated signaling pathway. NCBI's taxonomy places the organism in Eukaryota, Metazoa, Arthropoda, Insecta, Lepidoptera, Tortricidae. The record is from RefSeq and is a predicted model, not a curated record. The coding region runs from base 146 to 1501 and encodes 451 amino acids. Gene Ontology annotation, cellular component: focal adhesion; integrin complex; cell surface. The transcript is spliced from 7 exons. Gene Ontology annotation, molecular function: integrin binding.
UGGUAACAUCGAACGAGAGCGCGCGUGUUUAUUCCACAUUCGAAAUUCAAACGCUCGCGAAACUUUAACCGGCAUUCGAAUAACGUCAAGUUCGAAAUUUAAAAGUUUUAACGGUCUUUUUAUUUUUUCUUAUAGUGUUUUUGUAAUGACUAUAGAAAUGGGUUUACGGUGUUUUCUGGUGUUAGUGUCUAUGCUUCAUUUUGGUUGGUCACUGGAGUGCCACAACGUUUUUAGCGUAGAAAAAACAACUUGCGAUGAGUGUAUCAGAUGUGGUGGAAUAUGGUGUUCGGAUCCUAAAGAGGACAAAAAGUGCAAAAACCCGUUAAACGCAUUAGGAGACGAGUGGUGUCCGGGUCACAAGGAAAAAGCUCACGUGGAAACCAUCGCUAGAGACGGCUUGAUGUUCAGCCCCGAGUACCUGGUACAGGUGGCUGAAAUCAACUCGGCGAAGGUCACUCCUCUGAAGGUUAACGGAUACCGCUCAGUCAAAGGGAUCCAGCAAAAGCCGCGUUACAACGUUUACAACACGACGCAACCGUCUGGAAAAUCGAGCGUUUUUGUAAAAUUAGAUAUGAUUAACAAUAAACUACAAGUUAUUACAACGGUGAAAGAAGGAUUUUGCUCGCAGACUUCGCCAAAGUUCGAGUAUGUUUUUGUGGAAGUGGGUAUAGAGGGUGUUGAGGAGAAGGCUGUGCUGAAGUACGUGGUGCCGUGCGGCUGCGGGUGCUCGGAGCAGGUGGUGACGACGGACCAGGAGUACUGCCACGGGUUCGGCAACUUGACCUGCGGUGCGUGCCAGUGCAACGACGACAGGAAAGGAAAGUUUUGUGAGAAGAAAAACUGCCAAGACCGCGGAGAUGUAUCAACGUCUUGCAUUGGAUCUUCAAACACCAAGGAGCAGUGCUCGGGCAACGGCGUAUGUGACGAAUGCAACAAAUGUCAGUGUUACGACGAACCCACAAUACAAGGGUCACAAUAUUUCGACCCAGACAAUGAUUGCAAAGAUCUCUGCACGACCAUCAACUACUCUGAGUGCCACGUUGACUGUCUAAUAAGCAAUACAGAAGGGCCUUGCGAAGCCUGUGGCGGCCAUGAUUUCAUCCAGAGGUGGAAUGAGACUCUGCUGGAUCAGAGGGAUGAAUUUAACAGAAAGUUGUGGGUAAAUUGUAGCGUGAAUUCAGAGGGCAGAAUACUAGUAUAUUGGGCCAUGAAGAUUAACACAUUCAUCUACAUGAUGCGGAAUGAUCAGGCAGACUCUGGCGCACUCGUCAACACUGCUGGCGGAAAUGUGACGAUCCCAGUGGUGAUCGGCGUAAUAGCCGCGAUAGCGGCAGCAGUAGCCGCUGCUGUCGGCUACGUCAUGUGGAAGGGACAGGGGGCGCUUCCCGCGGCUGGAUCGAACUACGCCAACAUCGAGCCUGAAGACAGUGUCGGCGUCAACCCCUUGUACAAGCCCCCGACGUCGUCGUUCAAGAACCCCAUGUAUGCCGCGAAGUCUUAAUGGUGUUACCUGCUUGAAUCAUCGAUCGAGGGGCCCGAGGUUCCGGAUCUGAGCAUCGCUAACGGUUACUCCUUGGCUUCGCAACAAACGAAGAUCGCGUUAGUUCAUCGUCUGGAUUUGACCCUCAGCAAUUCCACUGCCUGUGAUCGACGCUAUAAUAAAAACAAAUGAACUCGUCCGGUGUUCGUGUCACAAAUGUGCUCAUAUUUAGUGUUAGGUUAUUAUAGGUCAUAUUACGAGCGUGUUAAGUGCACUGUUACAGGUGAAGCAACUGUAUUGUUAUGUUUAGUGCUAGAUCGUAGUGUAGUACUAAGUACGUGCUAUAUAUAUUUCUGUGAUAUUUUAAGUAAGAUGGUAUGAGUCACCAUAUUUGUGUUUCGAAGUUACGUAAAUACUCGAAUCAAUAUCCGGAUAUUGAUUCGAAAUUUGUCUGGUUUUAAUUAAUGUAACGAUUCAACUACUGACCUGAUCAACCUUUCAAAAUAAUUAUAAUUUCGUUGUAAUAAUUGGUUAAGUCGACGAUUGUUUGAUAAUAUUUAUUCUCUGAUUAUAAAAAUAAACAAGAGACAAUCAAUAAAUAACUGGAACAAAGAUUACAGCAACAUAUAAAAUUAAUAACCUACUAAUACUACAAGAGGUGUUUGCGAUUGGCAAUUUAUGUAGUUGUACAUAUUUAUUUAAUUAAUGACGCUAGUAUACUUAAAAUGACCGACUGACCUAUGGCCGUCCGGUCUUUAAGAUAAAUGAUAAUCUCAACUCAACCCAUGUGUGGCGAGAGCGUAAAUAACGGUCAAUCUUUAAAAGCUCUAAACUGAUAAACAGUCAAUACAUCUUAUCAUUAAGUAAUAUAUUGUUUUUGGUUUUUUUCGGUAUUGGCUUUUAUAAAUACGCCUCAGCUUGUCUUUUUUCUAAAUUGCUAAUGUAUUAAAGUACCAACCCAUGUAGGUAAUAUGAUAGGCCGUUAUAUACUUAUCUAUACAAUAUUUAAAUUAUUUAUUUGAUAAUAUAAAACAAAUACAUACAAAACUUAAGAACUAAAACCCGUUCUGAGCCAUGCCGGGUCCAAAGGUCCCCAUCACACUUGCAGCGUUACCCCGCUGUAUGGCGAUGGAGACCUGUUGGACAAGCCAUGACUCAGAACGGGGGUCAGGCUCUAUACAAUGGAUAUGAAGAUAGAAAGCGUUAGAAAAUAUAAUAAUAUAUUCGUAUUAUUUUAAGGGCUCGUAUAUCUAAAUGCCUGCAAUACUCGACGCAUAAUGUUAAUGUAGAGUUUGACCUUUUUGGCUCACACGUAGACGGUACCUUGUACCCUUAUAGAAUUUGCUUAUAUCGUUUCUUGAAAAUAGGUUACUAAGAAAAACCGAUCUAUCACAUAAUGCUUCAUUCCAGGCAGCCGUUUGUCUCCAAAGGUAGUGUCAAUGUCUACGCUACUUUACAAAGGUUGAUUUCAUGCCUUAAAGCCAACAGCGUUACUUAAUGUAAAUGCUCUAUUUAUUUGUCUAAUAAGUCAUGCAGUUUCAGUAAACAUUAAGUUUUUCCUUCAACAAGCACACUCAUUCAGGCGUGGCCGUGGUGCUGUUUCUUUGCCCUACGAUUUUAACCUCAAGAAAUCAAAAUGUGGAUUUUCGUAGCAAUUGCGCUAUAGAACAACCAGUCUGAGAAAGUUGGGUACAUUUUAUGGAGGCGUGGGUGUUGCAUGGUCGUCGUGGGCUGCGUAACUUUAACGGCACAUGACUAACGGGUUUUAACCGUGAUUUCACGGGAUGACAUGAUGUAUUUAACGCUGAAUGAGUCCACUAAAUAGUCAAGUACUUCCAGACUUCAAUAAUAAGGAAAAUGUAAAGGUCAAAUAUAGGUCCAAUGACAAUGAAACAUCAUUGUCAUUGGACCUAUGUACCGCCUAUUUAUGAAUAUAUAGGUCUCUUUUCGUAUAAAGUACCUAUAGCAUUUACUAUAAAUUAUCUGGUACUUAUUCACACUAUUAGGUAUUUCAUUUACAUGAGAUAUGCUACGUUUUAGGUACCGUCUAUUUAUAAAUACACAGACAACUGCCAUUUCAUGUAUCAUUUUAUAGGAAACAUCGAUAUCGUCUGUUAACUAUACUCAUAUCCGUUUUUAACUACAUUUUUACUGGCCCUAGAUACUGGAUAUUUUGUACAGACGAGUUCAUAAAUAAUAGGUAUACAUUUUUUCACCUUAUUGCAAUGGAUUAAGGUGAAGAAAUGUAUACAUAUUUAAUUAUUUAUGAACUCUACUGUAGUACUUGUAAUUAUGUGAUGUAACCCACUACUGCAAUAAGAGGCCAACGCCCCGCAUUGGGAAGUAAUCAGUAAAUGUUUGUGUGGAUGAUGAUUACUAGAAUGUCGUAGAAGGUUAAAGUAAGUUCCUAGGAUUUUACGUCAUAUUUUUUAAUGGUGCAUAUUGAUCCGAGCGGUAUAAAACCACUAGGUGACUCACCAUGACGCGACUGAGAUUUGCUAACACAAGAUAAGAAUUUUUUAUUCAAACAAUUAUUUAUUGGCAGAACGAUACGUAUUAUUAUUAAUUAUUUAAUGAUUAUUAUACAGAUUGGUAGGAAAUAACUCGGAGAUUUUUAAAUUGUAGCCGCAAUAAUUGCCAUCCGAAUUAGAAGAUUUUUUGUCGUUUCAUCUAAAAAAGGAUCCUCAGGGCGAUUGGCACUAGCGAACUCAUUAACGAUGAGCCUAUAUAAAUGUUACCGCGCCGUGACGUAAACGCCAAUUGGGCCUUAGGUCCCUUUUUAUAUGAAAUGACACAUUUUUUUUAUUUAAAUGCUGAAUAACUGUAAUACCAAGUUUACGUUUUAUUUGCUCUACAGUUUAUGGCUACGAGUUCUGUUAUCCAAAAUUGUAUUAAAGAUUUAUAAAUGUGUAGGCUAUGAUUAAUAUAUGAUAUCAAUCGAUCGUGUGUAAUAAAUGGAAGUGCAUUUUUGCUUUUUAUAAGUUGUACGUAAUAUUGAUUUAGAAUAGGUGAAUGUAAAUAACUAUAGUGACUAACUUUAGUGGUUCGACCACAUAAAUGUAGAUAUACAUAACAUAAACAUCACAUUAUCUAGAUCUAGUGUUCACGGAUGUAUGUAUAAACAAUUAGAUAAGAGUGAAUCUCUUCAUUUAACCUUUUGAACGCCACAGACGGCAAUUGACGUCAACGGAAAAUCGUGACAACGACGCCAAAGACGGCAUUUGACGUUGAUCGUUUUUUGAUGAAAAUCUACUGAAAAACACCCCACUUUUAGGUUAGCAUUAUUUAUUCAUAAAACUAAAUUUUACCCCCGUGGCGUCAGUGGCACGGCAAAUGGAUGCGCCGUUUGGCGUUCAAAAGGUUAAAAAAUGCCUGUGUAUAAUCUCUAUUCUCUUGCAACCAGUUGUAUAAACGGCGAAUAUCGUUAUGUGGUGUCACUCCUACAUAUAGCUAAUCUAUGAUGACUAUGAUUUAGGUACUUUCGUCUAUAUUAACCUUUUGAACGCCAAGAACACCUAAAGGUGUCGUUACUAGUCGUGCCCACAGCGCCAAGGGCAACUAUAGGUGUUAUGGCGGACGCUGUCAAAGUACUCAAAGUAACCUUCACACUUUCGACUAGGGUUUACAUUAGCUCCCUUGCGCCCGGGACCUUGGCGUUUGAGUGAUGUUUGUGUUUAUGACAUAAAGCGUUCAAAGGGUUAAAGGAGGUAGGUAGCUAGGUAGGUAUAGCUAUAUGUAGGGGUGACACAAUUUAGACAGACAGUUAGACACACAAUCUCUUUUUAUAACUGUGAUACACCGUAGGCAAACGCCGAAACGAUUAAACAUAAUUGACGUUUAUACAAAUGGAAACUUCGGUAGGUUAUCUAAUAGAUACUUUUUGUAUUGUACUUGUACACUUUUAUAAUAAAAAUAUUAAAGAAAGAACCGAUUAAAUAGAUAUGAAAGUUAAAA